AUGUCGAAAUUCGACCCCGAACAGAGCUCGAAUGCCUCUGACACGGUCAAGCCAACGAUAUGGCGAUGCUUCAAGGCACAUAUGAAGAAAUGGUGGUGGCUGUAUGCAAUUGCAGUCAUUUGUAUCUUUUUGGUGAUCUUCCUUCCCAUAAUUUAUGUUGGAAUCCCACACCUUGCCGACGAGUACAUCAAUAAUUAUCAGUACAAUGACACAGGCCUGUCCAUCACCAAUCCUCGACCCUCUGCUUUCCACAUGAGUCAGUCUCAGAAGAUCAGUAUUGGGGGUGGACUUAGUGGAAGUGGACAUCUAUCGGCAUUCAACGCGACAAUCAGCACAUCUGAUGGUCAGGAGUUUGCGGUCCUUCCGUUGUCGGAAAUCAAGUUCAGCGACGGUCCCGAUCUGAAGAUAGACCAAGAUCUUGAAUUGACCUGCGUCGAUUGCUUAUCGGAUAUGGCGGCUGCGUUGGCUACAAAUGACAGCAUCUCGAUGGUGGUCAAAGGACAUCCGGACUUGAAGAUUGGUGCGCUGCCCACAGCUCACUUGAACAUUGACAAGACGAUGCAAAUGAAUGGCUACAAUAUCACCGAAUUUAUGAACAGCAACGGGGCAUUCAAUAUCACCAGUGUGGAGCUCCUGACGCCCGAAGUGGAUGGAUAUAAUUUCAAUGCGACCAUCUCCCUUCGCAACCCAACCCCUUUCUCAGUGGAAAUGGGAAAUGUCGUGUUCAAUCUGAGUAUGGGAGGAUCAUCACUGGGAUAUAUCGACAUGCCUAAUCUGACAUUUAGUCAAGGUGUCAGCAACGCGGUAGUCUUGGGCCAAGUCGACGAGUCAAUGCUUGUACAAGAGGCGCUGCUAGGCGACGGUGAUGUUGGUACGGUCACCAUUGAUAUCCAAGGCUACAGCUGUCAUUAUAAUGGGCAAGCGAUCCCGUACUUCGCGGCUGCUAUCAGGGCUUCGUCUGCUUCGGUCACUGUGAAUCUACUGGAAUACGCAUCAAGCUUGUUUGAUUAG
Messenger RNA from Penicillium pulvis, 1011 nucleotides. RefSeq names its product DUF3712 domain-containing protein. Gene Ontology annotation, cellular component: fungal-type vacuole membrane. The transcript is spliced from 5 exons. Bases 1 to 1011 code for a protein of 336 amino acids. NCBI's taxonomy places the organism in Eukaryota, Fungi, Ascomycota, Eurotiomycetes, Eurotiales, Aspergillaceae. The record is from RefSeq and is a predicted model, not a curated record.